This is a messenger RNA of Arabis nemorensis, 432 nucleotides long. The record is from the annotation of a GenBank genome assembly. Lineage: Eukaryota; Viridiplantae; Streptophyta; Magnoliopsida; Brassicales; Brassicaceae.
AUGGGAAGGGAAAAAAAAGCCCUGAACCUUGAACAUAUCGAUCUCGAGGGAUGUACUAGUUUGGUUGAUGUUAGCACAUCUAUUCCUCGUUGUGGGAAGCUUGUGUCCUUGAACAUGAAUGACUGUUCUCAUUUGCGAAGUUUGCCUGCCAUGGUUGAUUUGACAUCUCUCAAGCUUCUUAAUCUGUCUGGCUGCUCAGAGCUCCAGGAGAUUCAGGAUUUUGCACCAAACUUGAAAGAGUUAUAUCUAGCUGGAACUGCCAUAAAAGAACUUCCAUUGUCAAUCGAGAAUCUCACGAAACUUAGUACGCUAGAUUCGGAAAACUGUACAAGGCUUCAGAAACUGCCAUUGGGAAUAAAGAACUCACGAUCUAUUCUCAAGCUUAAGCUGUCUGGCUGCACAAGUCUUGAGCGUCGAGAGCAGACAAGUUGA